Morchella importuna is the source of this 216-nucleotide messenger RNA. RefSeq lists its product as uncharacterized. The record is from RefSeq and is a predicted model, not a curated record. Bases 1 to 216 code for a protein of 71 amino acids. NCBI's taxonomy places the organism in Eukaryota, Fungi, Ascomycota, Pezizomycetes, Pezizales, Morchellaceae. The transcript has 4 exons.
AUGACUGCAGGACCAAACGUUUUACUCGAGCAUGGCGUGUUCGAAUCCCUUUGCGAUUUGGCCGAUAUUUGUGCUCUUGAAAGACUGCCGACAAGGCGUAGUGCAUGCACGGUAGUUAGUGGUCAGUGCGAUGACGGCGGUGGCGGUGAGCUCAACAGACACGCGCAGGAUCGAAGGGCCUCAUCUUUAAUCUUAGUUUUGCAUGAUGUGGGGUAA